Molecule: messenger RNA, 2406 nt
Organism: Eimeria acervulina
Lineage: Eukaryota; Apicomplexa; Conoidasida; Eucoccidiorida; Eimeriidae
Exons: 1
Coding region: 1-2406 (801 amino acids)
Source: RefSeq, a predicted model, not a curated record
AUGAGGAGACAUCAGCAACCUGCUGCUGCUGCUGCUGCUGCUGCUGCUGCUGCACCAGCACCGCCACCACCACCUGCAACAGCAGCAGAAGACGAAGCAGCAACACCUGCAGCUGCAGCAGAAACUUCUGAUGCAGCAGCUCCUGAUGCUGCUGUCCCUGCAGCAGCAACAACAGACGAAGGAUCAACCGCAGCAGCAACGGCAGCACCAGCAGCAACAGCAACAGCUGCAGCAGAGGCUGCAGCAGCAGAAGCGCCAACCGCUGCAGCAGCAGCUUCUCGCUGCCCUAGAAGGCGCAGGCGCGGGCGGAGGGGAGCAGCAAAGGCAGCAGCUGCUGCUACUGCUGCUGCGGAGCAGCAGCAGCAAGAGCAGCAGCAACAAGUGCAGCAGCAGCAAUUGCAACAGCUGCAGGACCUCCAGCAACAGCAGCUGCUGCAGCAACAGCUGCAGCAGCAACUGCUGCUGCAGUUGCAGCAGCCCCUUCUCAUGGCGCUACAGGAGCACCAGAAGCUCAGCAAGCUGCUCUUCAGCCCCCAGCAGCAGCAGCAGCAGCAGCAGCAGCAGCUGCAGCAGCAGCAAGGGGGUAACGGCAGCAUAGCGUCUGUGUUGACAACACCAGAGAAGUCGGUGCCGCUUAGCCGCAGCAACAACUGCAACAGCAGCAGCAGCAGCAACAGCAACAGCUUUUUGUCUCUUCAGGUGUCUCCUUCGUCUUGCGUAGAGCUCUCAGCCCCUGCCUGGGCCCCAUCGAGUGCAGCAGCAACCGAUGAAGCGGCAGCAGCAGCAGCAGCAGCAGCAGCAGCAGCAGCAGUAACAGAGGAAGCAGCUGCAAAGCAGCAGCAGCAACUGCAUGUGGAAGCAGGGGCCUUCUCCUCGCAGCAGCAGCAGCAACUGCAUGUGGAAGCAGGGGCCUUCUCCUCGCAGCAGCAGCAGCAGCAGCAACAGCAGCAGCAGCAGCAGCAGCAACUCCAACAGCACCGCGAUAUUGAACGGCUGAAGCAGCAGCAGCAGCAGCAGCUGCAACUCGCGUUGCAGGCGCAGCUGCUGCAGCAACUGCAGCUGCAGCUGCUGCCCCAACGAGGAACGGCAGCACAACCCUCUCCCGUACAGCAGCAGCAGCAGCAGCAGCACAGCCUCCAGCAGCAAGCUAAGAAGCUGGCAGUGAUGAUGCUGCGUCAGCAUCAGCAGAAGUACAUGCAGCAGCAGCAGCGAACGAUGGACCACCUGCAGCAGCAGCAGCAGCCGCAGCGCGUGCACGCAGCCGAGCAGCAGCAGCAGCAGCAGCAACAGCAACAGCAGCAGCUAACAACAGCAUAUGAGCAGCAACCAGUCGCCCCCAUGUGGAGGGCUGCUGCGCCGAGGCCUCCCGAGUUGCUUCGCAAGGAAGCAGCAGCAGCAGCAGCAGCACAACCAUCAGGAGCAGCAACAAACGCAGAGGCUCCCAAACGCCAGGAGCCUCAAACGUGGGGCCGCAACUCAUGGGGCGCUACCCCUCCUCAGCAGCAGCAGCAGCAGCAGCAGCAGCAGCAGCAGCAGCAUGAGUCGGGGCAGCUCAAGGCGCCCCCUCGUGCUGCUGCUGCCACCUCAGCCCUUAAUCCAGCAGCGGUUCCCUUUUACCCUGCGUCUAUCAGGCAGCAGCAGAAGCAGCAGCAGCAGCAGGUGCAGCAGCAGCAGCUACAGCAGCAGGUACAGCAAGAACAGCAGCAGCAACAGCAGCUGUGGGGCUCCACAGAUUUGCUGCAGCAAGAGACUCCCCUCCGAUGCAAGGACCGGGGAGAUCCACAGCAACAGCAGCAGCAACAACAACUGCACCAGCAGUUGCAGGAGAAGCUGCAGCAGCAACUGCAGCAGCUGCAGCAAAUGCAGCAGCAGCAGCAGCAGCAAAGCCGCCAACAGCCUGCCUUUCUCCAAGGGAGUGAAGCUUCUUGCGUGCCGUUGACGCUGAAUUCAGCAGCUCCUCCGGGGCUGCUCAGCAGCGGCAGCAGCAGCAGCAGUAGCAGCAGCAGCAGCUGCAGCAGCAGCAGCAGCAGCAGCAAGACGAUUGCUCAUGAGUUUGGAUUUCGUCAAGUUUCCGUCAAUUGCUGCAUCUCCGGGCUGCAGCGCCUUCAAAGCAAUUCGCUGCAGCAGCAGCAACUGCAGCAGCAAGUGCAGCAACAACUCCAGCAACAACUGCAGCAGCACGUGCAGCAACAACUGCAGCAGCAGACGCAGCAGCAACUGCAGCAGCAAGUGCAUCAGCAACUGCAGCAGCAGCUGCAACAGCAACUGCAGCAGCAGGCGCAGCAGCAGUUGCACCGGCAGGUGCAGCAACAGCUGCAGCAGCAGCUCCAGCAGCAGCUGCAGCAGGGGAGCCUUGCAGCCUUAGCAGCAAACCUACGCAAAAGCACACAGCCACCAAUGCAGUAA